GUUAUUUAAUGGCAGCCAAAGCGCGGUCACACUGCACAUCAGCAGCGUGUUGCGGCCCAAUCGGAAGGAAAACAAGCUGAAAUUGACCGAUAUUAGUGCAAUUAUAUAGCCGAGUUGCAUUUUCCUUGCUGCGGGCGCGUUCGAGAGUGAUGCGGAGAUGUGCGCCGACCUUGCCGGGAGCCACUGCCGCCGCUGUUCACCCCGCCGACCGCGAGAGUCGUCAACACGUCACCGUUCGAGCCAAUUAAAGACUUGCAUUCCCCGUUCCGUUCCCGCUCCCCGAGCCCCCGACCGGCCGUAGACGAGGAUUACGUAUAUAUGCGCGUACGAUGGGCAUGCAGGACGACCUGGAUGGCAUCGUCAGGCAGCGUCGCCGUAACCUGAGCUUCCUGCAGCUGCUAGCGCUCACCAUGGCGGGCUUGGCGGCCAUAGAUCCGGUCCAGGUGCGGGCAGGGCACCUGAACGCAGACUCGGAACUCCAGACGGCCGGAUCAUCCCAUCCCCCUGCCCUCACGCACUGCGUGGAUCAGGAGGAACGCCGGAUCGGACGUAGACUCCUUUACAUUACAACACUGGACGGUCGGCUGAGCGCUCUGGACAUCGCCAAGUCUGGAAAACUGCGCUGGAGCGUGCCGACUGGACCCGGACCGCUGAUCUCAUCCAGCAUCCACCGCCUGGAGUUGACCAACAAUGGACAGUUUGUGCGCAUGAUUCCCUCCCUAAGCGGCGGCAUUUACAAGUUCGACGGCGACUCCAUUGAUCCGAUUCCCAUCACAGCGGAGCACCUACUUAGCUCCAGUGCCAAGUUUAGUGACGAUUUGGUGAUUUCGGGAGGCAAGGAGACUCGCUCCUACGGCGUUUCCGUUCGCACAGGCCAGCUGCUGUAUGAAUGCUCUCUGAGUGGAUGUGUGAACUCCACGGAGGAUGGACUGGCCAUCGAUGACACCAUUAGGGAGCCCGAUGAGGAGGAUGAGCCGGAGGAUGGUGACCAGCUCAGGGACGAGGCUGGGUACGUUGUGGGCCAUGAUCCGCUCCUGGACGAUGUUAUCGUGGUGCGCCGCCAGACACAGACAGUGAGAGCUGUCGAAUCCCGUACCGGAAUGGAGCGAUGGAACUUCAGCGUGGGUCAGCAUGAGUUGGAUCUGGUGCGACCUUCCGAGUGCCAACAGCAGCCGCGCGAUGAGCUGGAGCUUGCUGUCCUGGACGUGAAUAUCAAGGUGGUGGUGCCCGAGGGCAUUAUCUGUGCCUUCAGCAAAAGUGACCCACAGACCAUGCUAUGGAAAUAUAAAUUCGAUCAUCCGAUUGUCAGUGCCUGGAAUACAAAUGCCGAGGACGAACUGCAGCCUAUUGAUCUGUUCAGCUCGGCCCAGUGGCUGUGGGACCAGGACCAGGAGGACCAGGAGCUGCCCAACGCGCCACAGAGCCCUCCAUCCAUCUACUUGGGCAUGUACGAUAAACAGCUGUAUAUUCAGGAGUCCAUUCGUCUACGCCAGGAGAUUAUGGACCAGACAAGGGCCUAUCAGCAGCUCACAGGCGACACCAGUCUAAUGCCCAAGAUCCCAUGGAAGCCGAUAGCCGCCAGCAGCAACUCUCUGGUCAUCUUCCGGAGAGAUCAAGAGGAGCCCGAGAUGAUAGCUGAGGGAACGGGACCCCAGGGAGGAGAACUAGUGCCCUAUGAUGACCAGAAUUUCGCUGUAGCAGCGCAAUCCGUAUUAAAUGCCUCGGAGUUUGUCAAUGGCAAUGGAUUUUACUUUUACACCACGAGUGAACUGGACGGUCCGUCGGAGUGCGGUACUCAAAAUACUCCCAACGGUCUCCCCGCUAUCAAAGCUCCAACGCCUCCAACCAAUACCACAUCAGAGGGAACCGAGCAUUCGGGCAACAAUAGCAUUAAUGACGAUCUGGGCUUUAGUCUGGACGACAUUGAUGCUCCUGUGAAGGUGGUGAUACUGUCGCUUUGGUUUUGGUGGAAGGAGAUCGUGGUCAUCGCCUUUACCUCGGCAGUAAUUCUCAAUAUUUUCAUGGGACAGCGAAACCAGCGAGUAGAGCGCGAGUAUCUCGUCAUUGAACGUCAUGUACCAGUGCAGACGGCCAUCGAGGCCACCGAAGCAUCCACGCAAGCUCUACUGGGUCCCGUGGUUCCGACGCAGCGUCCCGGAAACCGUUUUAGCUUCCCGUCCGGUCGCGGAAACCAGCGCACCAUUUCGGAAUCCACAACGCAUUCAGGAGAGUACUACACCUCGCGCUUCCAGUCUGACUUUGAGUUGAUGCAGUGCCUCGGACGUGGCGGUUUCGGAGUGGUUUUCGAAGCCAAGAAUAAGCUGGACGAGAACCGGUAUGCUAUAAAGCGCAUAACGCUGCCCAAUAAGGAGUCUUCAAGGCAGCGAGUGCUGCGUGAGGCUCGCACAUUGGCCAGCUGCGAGCACCACAAUAUCGUGCGCUACUUCCAUUCGUGGACCGAAACUCCGCCAACUGGCUGGCAGGAAGAGGAGGAUAGGAAGCUUCUCGCUCACGAGCUGUCCACGUCUAUUCAGAUAGAGACGCCGGACGAUAGUACAAUGCCCUCGCUGGCGGAACAAUUGCAGAAGAAACGACACCAGCAGCUCUUGUCCUGGGUCUCGGAUGCAGCCAAUAGCACGGCCUGCAGCCAUGACUUUCACGGACAUGGCGAGUCAUCGCUUAGGAACAUUAGAGAGGAGUAUGACGACGAUGAGGAGGAGGAUUCGCUUAUUGAGUUCCGCAGCGAGUCGCAGUCAGCCGCUUUAAGGGCAGGCGAGGAGGAUGAUGACGACGACGAUGAUGACGAUGAUGAUGAGGACGAAGCGGAACAGAACGUAAUUAGGCGUCACCAUCGCAGCUCCGUGUCCAUCGAUAUCCAUUCGGCCUCGUUCGACCUAAAAAACAUUAACUACUCACAGAAUCAGCUGGUUUCCAACUCAUUUCAAAUCGAAUCUGUCCGCCCCAAGAGCAAUGAGAGUGAUGAAGCGGAGGACGAUAACAAGGCUCGGAGGAAGCCCCUUACUCUGGCGCUGGCCCAGAACCACAAUAACAACCAUAACGGGAGCCAUGUCACGCCACCAAGUGCCACGAUUCAGAACGGAUCGUUGGCCAAGCCCAGCAAAGUGUACCUCUACAUACAGAUGCAGCUGUGCCGCAAGGAAAGUCUGCGGGACUGGUUAAGAGAUAAUCGAUCGGAGGCCAGGUCAGCCCACAUUGCUGACAUCUUUCACCAAAUCGUUGAUGCCGUUGACUAUGUGCAUCUGAAGGGGCUUAUUCAUCGGGACCUGAAACCGAGCAACAUAUUCUUUUCUCAAGAUGGGCAGAUUAAGAUUGGAGACUUUGGUCUCGUUACCGACAUGGCGGAUAUUCCCAAUCUGGUGGCCAAGUGCGGGGAUCAGAGCGGACUGCCGUCCUGCGCCCGUCAUACGCAGCAGGUGGGCACCCACCUGUACAUGUCGCCGGAGCAGCUUCUUGGCCAGCACUAUGACUACAAGGUUGACAUCUACUCGCUGGGGCUGAUCUUUUUCGAGCUUCACGUGUACUUCUGCACCGAAAUGGAAAGGAUCAAGACGCUGCGCAGUCUUCGGGACGGCCAGUACCCCAAGGACUUCGCUGUCAACCACCCGCAACAGUAUGAACUUCUGCAGCAGAUGCUAUCCGCCCACCCAGAGCAGCGUCCGCAGACUAGACAGCUGAAAACCCAGCUGCACAACAUCCUGCCCCAUCAACUGUCGGACGGGCGCAUCGAGCAGGCGGCACUGGCGGAGCGGGCCAGGCGCCUAAGUCGCAGCCGCACCUUCAGCAGCUCCAGCGAGCCGCAUGAGUGAUAGACCAGAGAACAUAACAGCGCCAAGUUCAGUCAUCAGUUAGCAUUUCGCUUGUAAGUCAUCCCUACCGCCAUCGGUUAACCCUCACCUGGCUAUGCCUCAUUCGCUGACCUCGACCUGGACAAGUCGAAGAUUUAUUUAAGGGCAACUCUAGAUUCGAUAAGUUUUGUAUUACGUUUACCUUUUAAACUCUUGCGUGUCGCAAAGUACCAACAACAAAAUGUCCUUUUGUUUUUAAGACUUUACGUUAGGAAUUAUACAUAUACAUAAAGAUGUACUCCAAAAACAGUCGUUAGCCUAAGUUGAUGACCUACGAUGCAAAAUUGUUUGUCUUAGUUUGUUUCUACCUAUGUAGCCGCCCAACCAAUGCGAAAGUUUGUUUUUAGUCGUAGGCGAUAAGAGAUAAAAUAAAAAUGUCAAAAAUAGAAA
Molecule: messenger RNA, 4256 nt
Organism: Drosophila takahashii
Lineage: Eukaryota; Metazoa; Arthropoda; Insecta; Diptera; Drosophilidae
Gene: PEK
Product: pancreatic eIF-2alpha kinase
Biological process (GO): protein phosphorylation
Cellular component (GO): cytoplasm; nucleus
Molecular function (GO): eukaryotic translation initiation factor 2alpha kinase activity; ATP binding; protein binding
Source: RefSeq, a predicted model, not a curated record